AUGCCCGCACUGCCCACUGACACUGCCGACGUUCCACAAUAUGUCUGCUAUCAGAAUGCAGAAAUUCUGAAAGCUCUAGCUUUUUUCAUGGGAUCCAACUUUUUGGCUCAUACAGCCUCAGUACCAUCAUCUGGGGAGCUUGGACGAUACACCAAGCGCGCAGCCGCUCGAAAGUCGCUUCCGUAUGCCGCGAUUAUAUCAUUAUUUUUGCCGUUCGGUGGACUAGCCAGAGCCGUCCUCUUGGUCGCACAGCAGCUAAAAUGGAAGUCAAGCGAACUUCAUGCAGCAUUAGCUCAUGGUUGUAUCUUCAUUGUCGCGCGGACUGAGGAUUGGGAGCCCGCCUUGAACAGAACAGAAAUCGUGUACGUAAAACUCCCCUACAAUUACGAAAAAUUGGGGCAUGCUUCGAAAAGUACACACUCACGGCUUUAUGCUAAGUUCGAAAUUCAAGGCGAGAAAGAAGACGUUUCUCAUUGGUCAAUACAGCAGCAAGACUAUCUCCUUCAUGGAGAGCAGCGCUUGCCAGCCGGGUAUACGCUGGCCAUUCCUGCGGAUAAAUCGAUCACAGGGCGCAUUAUUGGCACUACCAUUUCUGAACCAGACAAAGUGAAAAUCCACCAUCCACCGAAUCUUCUUAGGGUAGCUGCUGCCAUAGUCCAAAUCGUCUCCGCCAUCGUCACUAUCGCAACUUCCACCACAGAUCAACUCACGAAUUGGGGAUAUUCGUCAUAUAUGCUGUCUGUUAUACCAUACGCAUUGAUGUCAGCUAUGAAUCUCGCUUGUACAGGAGUCGUUGGGGACUAUUCCUCCGGGUAUGUCCUUCGAACACACAUCAUGGAGGAAGCUAGGCGACGACCCAGUGCCCUAUUCGAUGGCACAGUUGGCACCCUGAAAGAUAGGAGCGACUUGAUUGGCUCGCGGGGUGCGUCUGGAUAUACCGCUGUCAAGCUGUGUCUGAAGGAACGCACGUUUGACCGAUCGGAGCAAAUCGCAAAAGUCCUCGUUGUAGAAACGGAAUAUGGCGUCAAGGAAUUCUUAUAUAACCCCGGCUCAACUGAUUGUGACGUUAGGUUUCGUAUCUCUGCCAUCUCCCAUGACGGUCCCGGGAAUUAUGGUCAUUCACCGAAGCCUCAACACAAGAUGGAUACGCUAGACUCGGAUGUUAUCUCUGAAAGCGAGACGCUAGUCAACGAGGACGAGUCUCCGUUCAGCGAGAACCCACCCUACAAGGACAUCUUCCGACACAGCGCAUUCAAAGAGGUUUCCUGGUUCGAAAUUUUGUAUAUCAGCAUCUCAUUUAUCGUGGCGCUCCUGAUACCCUACGUCCUCAUCUACGUGUUCACGAAUUUCGAUAAAGGAGAGAAGAGCACCUUUGCACAGCGGGCAUGGAUGAUGACAUGGCUCGCUGCGGAUCAGGUAUCCGCGUUGGGCACGCUGAUCGCUUGGCUAGUAUGGACGAAGUGGGCGGGGGUAAUACCUACCUUCGUGCACUACUGUUUUAUCUCGGUCCUCACUAUUCCGGCGAUGGGUGGUUUUAUUGUGGUAGGACAAAUGUUCUUGGAAGACCGAGGAUUUGGUACCUGCCUGAACUCUUGA
Fibroporia radiculosa is the source of this 1596-nucleotide messenger RNA. RefSeq lists its product as uncharacterized. NCBI's taxonomy places the organism in Eukaryota, Fungi, Basidiomycota, Agaricomycetes, Polyporales, Fibroporiaceae. Bases 1 to 1596 code for a protein of 531 amino acids. The transcript is spliced from 2 exons. The record is from RefSeq and is a predicted model, not a curated record.